Messenger RNA from Cucumis sativus (cucumber), 960 nucleotides. Its product is annotated as NADH dehydrogenase [ubiquinone] iron-sulfur protein 4, mitochondrial. The transcript has 5 exons. Gene Ontology annotation, biological process: electron transport chain. The record is from RefSeq and is a predicted model, not a curated record. NCBI's taxonomy places the organism in Eukaryota, Viridiplantae, Streptophyta, Magnoliopsida, Cucurbitales, Cucurbitaceae. Bases 280 to 747 code for a protein of 155 amino acids.
UACUCCACGCUGCAAUACACAGUUAACUAGCAUAAUAAUUACUAACUAAUAUUUUAUUGUUUCUUUUAACAUUCCAUUUUUGUUCUUAUCUAUAAGCACCGUGGAGCAAGUUUCUUUUUCGAAUGUUCUUGAAAUUGUAGACGUGGCGUUGCUAUUCGUUGCAAAGCAUUUGAGAGGAUAGCAUUUUCUGGAAGCUUCGCGUUUUCUUGCAAUUGAAUGCAAAUUUUAUAAACCAUUGGGAGGAAAAUGUGAUGGGAAUAGAGGAAUCUCGUCGUAAAGAUGGCCAACCCUCUGCUGCAUAGGUACAAUUUUGAUCGUUCAAGGCUAUCAGCUUUUGUUCAUUGUACACGAUUGCUUUCUUCCGACUCCUUGGUUGAGGUCAAGCCAGGGGAGAUCGGCAUAGCGUCCGGCAUUCCUGAAGAGCAUCUCCAUCGUCGGGUUAUAAUCUACUCACCUGCUAGAACCGCCACACAACAAGGCUCUGGGAAAGUUGGGAAAUGGAAAAUUAAUUUUCUCUCCACACACAAGUGGGAAAAUCCCUUGAUGGGAUGGACAUCCACAGGAGACCCUUAUGCUAAUGUCGGUGAUGCAGCCCUUAGUUUUGAUAGUGCAGAAGCUGCAAUGAGGUUUGCUGAAAAGCAUGGCUGGCAAUACGAGGUUAAGAAGCGACAGACACCACUUCUUAAGCCGAAGUCCUAUGCAGACAACUUCAAAUGGAAAGGACCACCGAGAGCUGAGGAAAAUUAAUUUGGAGGUUGAGGCAUCCCAAGCAAGGAGCUGGCUGAGCUGUCAAGUGUGAGAAUCUAAUAUUUAAUACAUUAGAAUUUUAGGAUGAUUUUAUAUUUAUAGUUUGUGUAUAGAAUAUGUGAAUUCUAGAUCCUCUGCAACCUUUGUUCUGAUUCUUGAGAGAAUUUUUAGAGCAUUUUAAAUAAAAAUUAAUUUGUGAGUUGGGAUGAAAAA